Molecule: messenger RNA, 1758 nt
Organism: Penicillium digitatum Pd1
Lineage: Eukaryota; Fungi; Ascomycota; Eurotiomycetes; Eurotiales; Aspergillaceae
Source: RefSeq, a predicted model, not a curated record
AUGGCCUUCCAGGCCCCAACACAGGUCCCUCGUCGCAGAACAUCCUAUUCCACACCUCACCCGCCUACUCUCACCAUCCCCUCCCCCUCCCCGGAACAACGCGAUGACAACACUGCAAAAUGGGUCCUCUUCUCCCCGACCGCUCGGACGCACACGACUUCAACCGAUCGCACGCGUACUGUAGGUCCUGAACGACUCAGUGAUUUCGGCUCAUUUGCUGCAAUCCAGUCUAUUUCUGGCGCCGCAGCCAACGACGAUGACGAGAAUGCCCUCGACGACCAAUUGGACGAAGAUGGAACCGAACUGGAUAGCCUAGAUGAUGGACUGCACGCCUUUCGAGCACCAGAGCUAGCCCCAGCUUCCCUAACACGGUUUGAUCAGGGGCCGCCUGCGAUGCUCCCAGCUCAUGACGGGUUAGGAAGUUUCCAGGCAUCGAGUCAGGCAGUCCAGGAUCAGCUGUGGCAGCAUGAGCAAUACAACCCUCAGCGGCCCGCGUAUGGCCACCUCCACCGUCGCCGUAACUCAAGUGUGCAGAGGCAUUUAGAUACUGUCGAAGAGGGCGAUGCAAAUUUUGAGCGGGAACGGUGGCAGCGAAUCGAAGAAUGGCGGAUGGACCAGAGCCGGGCUCUGCUGCAGGAGAUCGAACGGGAAACCCGGCAGAGGAGGUCUAGUCUGAACAGCCAAUCGAGCCUUCAUCAUUCCAUUGAUCACAGCACCCAAACUCGUGUAUCUGAUGUGCUAUUGCGGGAUAUUUCCCUGUCGAAAGACGUCUCGGAGGACGAUGACUCUUUCUGGCGCCGUAUCACGCGAACGGUGAUCCGUGACCUGAUCGGGAUUGAUGAUUCGUUGCUCUCCGUGAUCUUUGGUGAGACGUUGCCGCUGGACGCGCAAUCUCGUACCCAGGAAGAUCCACUAGACAUGGAAACGUUACUGGCUCGUGAACCCGAGCCAGAGUUUGGCGAUUCAUCGCUGUGGCAGGCAAAAGUGCUUCAGACAAUCGCUCAUGAGCUUGGGAUCCUUGUCCAUCAACUUUGUGAACACCCCGGCGCAUUUUCAACGUAUUAUCAAAUGACGAAAGAUAUAUCCGCCGAAUAUGCGGGGAUGUCUCUCCACCGUCUAGCGGAAAGCGAAAUCUCUCAGCAACCCGCCGAGUCCACCGUAUCAAUCUCUGCUGAUACAACUGGCGCUUCCAUGCUAUCCCCGCAAUUUUUGCCCACCCUCCGAGGCUCAAAUCGAGACCACGAAGCACAGUGGGGGAUUGAUGAGGAUCCAAAACGAUCCGAACAACUCCCCGAAUCAACAAAACGUCAACAUGAAUCCGAGUACUGGGAAAGCGGACUGGAUGUAAUGAUGGUCUUCCGCUACCUCCGCAACCGCUUCAGCCGCCGAGGUUACAUGCCCAACGAAACUAACACACCAACCUCACCCUGCCUCCCGCAAGAUGCAUCCCGCCGAGCAGCCAUCAUCCGGCAACAUCACCCACUCGUAGCGCGAGCAUACUCCCAAUCUCAAACUCCGAAUCGUCGCGCAUCACAAUUUUCCGGCGUGUCAAACACAGCGGGUGUCUCCUCGCCACUUGUACGACCGCAUCCCCGGCGACCUGGCUCCAGUUGCGCCAGCCAGAGCGCCAAGCUUUCUGCUAUCUCUAGCCGGCGGACAAUGACAAGUUCUAGCCGGAAUUACUGGGAUAUUGGAGGCAGUGAGACCAACAGCGCUAUUGGUGUUGGAGCUGGGCUUGGCAAUUGGGGUGAGGUGUGA